AUGCGGGAUCUGUCUAACAAUCCAAGUCUUGGAGGUCCACUUACCCCAAAUAUUGGAAAUCUGAAGCAGCUCACCAUUCUGAAUUUGCUAGGAUGCAGCUUUACUGGUAACAUCCCACAAGAGAUAGGCAACUUAAGACAGCUCACAUUCCUGGCCCUAAACAUGAAUCAAUUCACUGGCAGAAUACCCCCAGAACUUGGCCUUCUCACAAGUCUCUCUUGGUUGGACUUGUCGGCCAAUCAAUUGUCAGGACAAAUCCCAGUUUCGAGAGGUUCAGACCCAGGGUUGGAUAAACUUGUCGCCGCAAAGCAUUUCCAUUUUAGCGAGAACCAGUUGACAGGCCCAAUGGACAGAAGGCUUUUCCAUGCCAAUAUGACCCUCAUACAUGUGCUAUUUGGCAACAAUAGCCUUACUGGACCAAUCCCCCAAUCUCUUGGGCUUGUCGAAACACUUCAAAUUAUCCGACUAGACCAUAACAAAUUCAAUGGUGUGGUACCUGAUAGUAUCGGUAACCUGACUAGCCUGAUGGAACUAUUCAUGGCUGGUAUCCGUCUUACUGGGACAGUACCCAAUGCUCUUUUCAGCCUCCCACAGAUGCAGAGAAUAUCACUAGCUGAGAAUGCCCUUGGAAUCUCACUGACUAUGACUGGUAUCAACUCAAAACUGCGGGUUGUUAAUUUGACAAAUAAUCAAAUCAUCAGUAUUAUUACAGUUGACCCAAGCUACACUGGCAGCCUAAUACUAACAGGGAAUCCUGCAUGCUCAGCCAAUAUCAGUUUCUGCAAACUCAAGGAAAGGCAGCAAGAUCCAUACUCUACUAGCCUAGGCCCCUGCGGUGCUAUUUCUUGCCCUAUUGGUCAGUUACCAAAUCCAGAGACUUCACAGAACUGCGCUUGCACUACCCCCUUCGAGGGUGUGAUGACCUUCCAAGCACCUGCCUUCUCUGACAUGACAAGCCCCGAGUCAUUCCAACAAUUGGAGUCGACGCUUAUACAGAACCUUAGCCUAGCUCCAAGAUCAGUUGCACUUUCCAAUGUUGACUUCAGCCCAGGAACUCCUCUAAGAUUCAGAUUGAAGUUUUUUCCAGACAGUGAAAUGGGCUUCAAUCGCUCAGAAAAUUAUAUUCUCUUUUAUUUGAUAUGUCUCCAAGUCUUACGUAACUUGUCCAUUUCAGUCCCAAGCGGGAAAAAAUCCUCAAUGCGCAAAGGUGUAAUAAUUGGAAUAGCAAUUGCUGGCUUUGUCCUUAUUGUCGGUCUUGUUCUGGUAGCAAUAUAUGCUCUACGGCAGAAGAAAAUAGCCAAGGAGGCAUUUGAUACCACAGCAUCAUGGGGAGCAGGUGGUAAAGAUAACGGAGACGUACCACAAUUGAAAGGAGCAAGAUAUUUUGUAUUUGAGGAGCUGAAGAAAUGCACCAAUAAUUUCUCAGAAACUCAUGAGAUAGGAUCUGGAGGAUAUGGAAAGGUUUACAAAGGAAAGAUUGCGAAUGGACAAAUAGCUGCAAUUAAACGCGCACAGCAAGGAUCCAUGCAAGGUGCAGCUGAGUUCAAGAAUGAGAUUGAACUCCUGUCCAGAGUGCAUCACAAGAACCUAGUGAGCUUAGUAGGUUUCUGCUAUGAACAAGGGGAGCAGAUGUUGGUUUAUGAGUAUAUUUCCAAUGGGACACUCAGGGACAACUUGAUGGGUAAAGGAGGGAUACAGUUGGAUUGGAUGAAGAGACUUAAGAUCGCAAUUGGGUCUGCUAAAGGCCUGGCAUACCUUCAUGAACUUGCUGAUCCACCAAUUAUUCACAGAGAUAUAAAAUCAACCAAUAUACUUUUGGACGAAAGUCUAACUGCAAAGGUAGCUGAUUUUGGUCUUUCGAAGCUAGUGUCUGACACGCAAAAGGGACAUGUUUCUACCCAAGUGAAGGGAACAUUGGGUUAUUUGGAUCCUGAGUACUACAUGACUCAACAGCUCUCCGAGAAGAGUGAUGUCUAUAGCUUCGGAGUUGUCAUGCUAGAGCUAUUAACUUCCAGGCAGCCCAUAGAGAAGGGUAAGUACAUUGUGCGUGAGAUCAGGACCGCAAUAGACCAGUAUGAUCAAGAGUACUAUGGCUUGAAGAGCCUAAUUGAUCCAGCAAUCAGGGAUUCAGCUAAAUUAGUUGGCUUCAGGAGAUUCGUGCAAUUGGCUAUGGAAUGUGUAGAAGAAUCUGCUGCUGACCGCCCGACAAUGAAUGAUGUGGUCAAGGAACUUGAGACCAUUUUACAGAAUGAAGGGGGGCCGUUGUUAAAUUCAGCAUCUUUGUCAACUGAACAUUCUGGAGAUGCAACAGGUAGAGGCCAAGAGGAACACUCUCCUAUGAAAGAUGACAGCAGCAGCAGCAGUGCUUUUGAUUACAAUAGUGUAUAUUCAUACUCAGCUGUUGAACCAAAGUAGGAACUAUGUAUUGGUUUCUUGCUUAUCUCUACUCAUUGUUUUUGGUGCAUGGUCCAAGUGAAUAGAACACAAGACAUUUAUCGUACAAUAUUCAUUUUCCUAUCUGUUGAUAUAACCGAGGUGGAAUAUGUUAUAAGCAGGCACUUGCAAAUUGCUUUCUUAAGAUAUGACAA
This is a messenger RNA of Triticum dicoccoides, 2588 nucleotides long. Its product is annotated as probable leucine-rich repeat receptor-like protein kinase At5g49770. The transcript is spliced from 15 exons. The coding region runs from base 1 to 2415 and encodes 804 amino acids. Gene Ontology annotation, molecular function: protein kinase activity; protein binding; ATP binding. Gene Ontology annotation, biological process: protein phosphorylation. The record is from RefSeq and is a predicted model, not a curated record. Lineage: Eukaryota; Viridiplantae; Streptophyta; Magnoliopsida; Poales; Poaceae.